This is a messenger RNA of Cloeon dipterum, 4137 nucleotides long. RefSeq names its product Nitric oxide synthase (gene Nos). Gene Ontology annotation, molecular function: NADP binding; calmodulin binding; nitric-oxide synthase activity. Gene Ontology annotation, biological process: nitric oxide biosynthetic process. Bases 61 to 3573 code for a protein of 1170 amino acids. Lineage: Eukaryota; Metazoa; Arthropoda; Insecta; Ephemeroptera; Baetidae. The transcript has 24 exons. The record is from RefSeq and is a predicted model, not a curated record.
UGCGCGCAGCCAGGGCGGCGGGUUAGUUGGACGCGCGGAGGAAAGGCAGUCGUCGGUCUCAUGAGGGACAAGGAGCACCUGCUGGCGCGGCCGUCGUCGCCGUCGCCGCCCUGCAACAACCACUCGUCGCCGUCGCACAAAAAGCCCAUCCGCCUGCGCAACCUCCUCAACCAGACUGAGACCUUCGACCUUCUCAACCAGCAAGUCGUAGAGCCGACGCAAUGUUCGGAGAAGACGUGCAUGGGGAGCAUCAUGGCGAUUCCUGGCCGUUCGGCGUUGAAUCCUCGCAACAAGGAGGAAGUCCUGCGGCUGGCCAGGGAUUUUAUGGAUCAAUACUUCGCCUCCAUCCGCAGGCUAAACAGCGCGGCGCAUCAGUCCCGGUGGGCUCAGGUGUGCAAGGAAGUGGACGAGUCGGGCACCUAUCAGCUGACAAACACCGAGCUCGUCUACGGCGCCAAACUCGCCUGGAGGAACUCGUCGCGCUGCAUCGGACGCAUCCAGUGGUCCAAACUACAGGUGUUCGACUGUCGCGGCGUCACCACGGCCGGCGGCAUGUUCGAGGCCAUCUGCAACCACAUCAAGUACAGCACCAACAAGGGCAACAUCAGGUCGGCGAUUACGAUUUUCCCGCAGCGGACGGACGGCAAGCACGACUACCGCGUGUGGAACAUGCAACUCAUCUCGUACGCGGGCUACAAGGAGAUGGACGGCAGCAUCACCGGCGACCCUUUGACCGUCGAGUUCACCGAGGUGUGCACCAAGCUCGGCUGGAAGGGAAAACACACCCGCUUCGACGUCCUGCCGCUCGUGCUCUCCGCCAACGGACACGACCCUGAGUACUUCGACAUCCCGCCCGACCUCAUCAUGGAGGUGCCGCUUACACACCCUACUUACGAUUGGUUUGAGGAGAUGGGUCUGCGGUGGUACUGCGUGCCGGCGGUGUCAGGAAUGUUGUUCGACUGCGGCGGCCUCGAGUUCACCGCGUGUCCCUUCAACGGCUGGUACAUGGGCACCGAGAUCGGCUGCCGUGACCUCUGCGACUCCAACCGGUACAAUAUUGCCGAGGCUGUGGCGACGCAGAUGGGUUUGGACACGCGGACGCCGGUGACGCUGUGGAAGGACCGGGCGCUGGUGGAGGUGAACGUGGCCGUGCUGCACAGCUUCCAGCUGCACAACGCGACGAUCGUGGACCACCACACGGCGUCGGAGAGCUUCCUCAAGCACAUGGACAACGAGCAGCGGCUGCGGCGCGGCUGUCCGGCCGACUGGGUGUGGAUCGUGCCGCCGAUGUCCGGCUCCAUCACGCCCGUCUUCCACCAGGAGAUGGCCCUCUACUACCUCAAGCCCUCCUACGAAUACCAGGAGCCGGCGUGGAAGACGCACGUGUGGAAAAAGGGGCGUGACACAAGCAAAGGCUCCAAGAGCAAGCCAAGUCGCAAGUUCCACUUCAAGCAGAUCGCCAGGGCGGUGAAAUUUACGUCAAAGCUGUUCGGACGUGCCCUCUCGCGGCGUAUCAAGGCAACUGUAUUGUACGCAACGGAGACCGGACGCUCCGAAAUGUACGCCAAGAAGCUGGGCGAGAUUUUCGGACACGCCUUCAACGCUCAGGUUUACUGCAUGCAGGACUACGACAUGAGCAGCGUCGAGCACGAGGCCCUGCUGCUGGUGGUCACCUCGACCUUUGGAAACGGUGAUCCACCUGAAAACGGAGAAGCGUUCGCGCAGAACUUGUACGCCAUCAAAAUGGACGAGGCCACGGCCACCGGUGACGCAGACAAUAUCAGAAUGGGGACAUCCAAGUCGUUUAUCAAGGCCAACAGCCAGGUUGACACGGAGAAGGUGGUGGAGAAGCGGCCCCUCGACCGCCUCGAUAGCCUCCGCGGUUCUGUCAGUGACGUCAUGUCCGAGGACAACUUCGGACCUUUGAACAACGUCAGAUUUUCGGUGUUUGCGUUGGGCUCGAGUGCGUACCCGAAUUACUGCGCGUUCGGCAAGUACGUGGACAACCUGCUUGGCGAGCUGGGCGGCGAGCGGAUGAUGAAGCUGGCGUGCGGCGACGAGCUGUGCGGCCAGGAGCAGGCCUUCAGAGACUGGGCGCGCGAGGUGUUCACCGUGGCGUGCGAGACGUUCUGCCUGGACGACGACGCGUCGUUGAGCGAGGCGACCAAGGCGCUGCGCUCGGAGAACCUGAGUCCGGCGGCGGUGCGAUUUGCAGAAGUGCCGGCCGCCGAAUCUCUCGUCGCUGGUUUGACUGGUGCCCACAACAAAAAGGUGAACGCCUGCAAGGUGCUGGCCAAGACCAAUUUGCAUGGCGAACACUCACCAAGGGCAACGAUGCUGUUGGAGCUGGCUUGUCCGAUCAACAUCUCUUACCAGCCUGGGGACCAUGUUGGUGUCUUUCCCUGCAAUCGACCCGAUUUGGUCAACGGGCUGCUUGAGCGGCUGCGUCCGCCAAACGCAAAACCCGACUGGUCCGAGAAACCAGUCCAAUUGCAGACCCUCAGCGAGAAGGCGACACCUAAUGGGCUGUUGAAGAGUUGGGACCCGCAUCCGAAGCUGCCUGCGACCUCGUUGCGCGAGCUCUUCUCGCGCUACCUGGACAUCACGACGCCGCCAGGGCCGUCGGUGCUGCGGCUGCUGGCCGGCGCCGCGCGCGACCCUGACGAGAAGCAGCAGCUGGACAAACUGGCCGCUGCAGGCCUAGGAAUAGAGCCUGGCGCGUACGAAGACUGGCGCCACUGGCGGUACCCGCACCUCCUGGAGGUGCUCGAGCAGUUUGUCUCGUGCCAGCCGGACGCGGCGGUGCUCGCCUCGCAACUGAGCCCCCUGCAGCCGCGGUUCUACUCCAUCUCCAGCUCGCCGCGCGUCCACCCCGGCGCCAUCCACAUCACCGUCGCCGUCGUCUCCUACAAGGCCCAGGGUGGUGGAGGCCCGAUGCAUUACGGAGUGUGUUCCAACUACUUGAAAGACUGUUCGCCAGGCGAGCUGCUGCACGUGUUCGUCCGAAGCGCGCCAGGCUUCCACAUGCCGGAGGACCCGAUGCGUCCGAUCAUCAUGGUGGGCCCUGGCACGGGCAUCGCGCCCUUCCGCGGCUUCUGGGAGCACCGCAGGGCCGAACUGGAGAAGACCAGCAAGGCCGGCAACAUGUGGCUCUUCUUCGGCUGCAGGAACAAGGAACUCGAUUUGUACGCCGGAGAGAAGCAGGACAUGCUCGCCGCCAACGUCCUCCAAAGGGUCUUCCUCGCACUCUCCAGGGAGACCACCAUUCCAAAGACGUACGUGCAGGAUUUGAUUCGGACAGAGGGUGCUGCCAUCUACAAGCAGAUCGUGGUGCAGAAGGGCCACUUUUACGUGUGCGGCGACUGCACCAUGGCCGAGCACGUUUACCGGACCCUGAAGGAGAUCAUCAGGGUGCACGGUGGCAUGAGUGACAGCGCUGUUGAAACCUACAUGUUGCUAUUAAGGGACGAAAACCGCUACCACGAGGACAUUUUCGGGAUCACCCUGCGGACGGCCGAGGUACACAACAAGUCACGCGAGUCGGCACGCAUGCGGAUGGCCUCGCAACCCUAGAAGACCUGACCAUGAGACACCCUGACGCGAUUUGUGACACCAAACCUAAGGAAAAAUUCCCCGCAAUGGCUCUAAAACCGAUAAAAUUGAACACGUCAUUUCCGAAGAAUCGAUUAAAUAUGAAAAUUGACCAAAUAAAAUUAUAAAAAAUACAGAAUUCACGGUUGAAUCUGCAUAAUAUACAAUAAACAAUUAAUCUGUACUAAAUUAUUCUUUCAGUCAUGCAAUUUCGGAAAUAUUCUUCAUUGUGAUAAUGAAUUUUGCGUUAAAUCCCUAAAAAAUAAUAAUUUUUCCUGCUGUAGCACGUGUGGAAAUCGAUUAUGUGAGUAAGACACGCGUGUUUUGGAAUCAAAAGCCAGAUAUCGAGUAAUUAUAUUGUACCGUAGUCGACUUAUAGCUGAAAAUAAUCAAUAUCCCACUUCAUAUCAUUACCAUUUUGACUCGCAACAAAUUCUCUUCGAUCGCCGCUGACGCUACGAAAAUACGGCUCUAUGCCGCAAUUAAUAAUUAUUGUAAUCCAGACUUAUGUAUUAAUAAAGUUAGCAAUUCUCUGCGCAAGACCAA